Messenger RNA from Lichtheimia ornata, 1578 nucleotides. RefSeq lists its product as uncharacterized. Bases 1 to 1578 code for a protein of 525 amino acids. Gene Ontology annotation, molecular function: cysteine-type deubiquitinase activity; cysteine-type endopeptidase activity. Gene Ontology annotation, cellular component: nucleus; cytosol. NCBI's taxonomy places the organism in Eukaryota, Fungi, Mucoromycota, Mucoromycetes, Mucorales, Lichtheimiaceae. Gene Ontology annotation, biological process: protein deubiquitination. The transcript is spliced from 6 exons. The record is from RefSeq and is a predicted model, not a curated record.
AUGCGGCCUCACCUUGGAAACAGCAAACCAAAGCAACCAUUUCGGCCCAAUGGUCAAGCCAAAGUCAAGAAGCAUGAGCAUACGAAUGCAGCAACCAAGAACAACACCUCGAUCCGGUUACCGCUCUUUGAUCGUAGUCGAUUGCAACCAAAGUGGAAGACGACUCGACGUGUGGGCCCAGGUCUUAUCAACGGCCAAAACACAUGUUUCCUCAACUCGGUGCUGCAAUGUUUGACGUAUACGGCUCCUCUUGCCCAGCAUCUUUUGACAGCAAAGCAUAAAAACAAGUGCAAGAUGCCCGGAUUUUGUGCUCUUUGUGCCAUGGAAACUCAUGUUCAUCGUGUGUUUGAAGGAUCCAAAGGAAAAGGCGCCAUUCUUCCAAAAUACUUUACUUCCAAUUUGCAAGCUUUGUCAAAGACACUCAAGUUGCGACGUCAAGAAGAUGCUCAUGAAUUCCUCAUGUUUGUAUUCACUGCAUUUCAAAAAGCAUUAUUGCAAGGUCUUGGCAAGGUACCGCCCAAGGUGGAAGAAUCAACCAUGUUGCAUGGCAUUUUUGGUGGUCGUAUCCAAUCACAAGUACGCUGUUUCAGUUGCAAUCAUCGAUCCAACACAUACGAGGCGCUUCUUGACUUGAGUGUGGACAUUCACCAUGCACAUUCGUUGGAGCAUGCACUGAAGCGAUAUAUCAAAAUGGAUAAGAUUGGAGGCAGUGAUCCAGAUAGCAAGUAUAAAUGUUCAGGGUGCAAGCAAAAAGUGAAUGCUGGCAAGCAAAUGACCAUCCGUGAACUUCCAAUGACCAUGGCCAUCCACCUCAAACGAUUUACUUUUGAUAUGCAACGAGGCUACAUGCGCAAAGUAUCCGAUCGGAUCAAAUACCCCGAAUUCCUCGAUAUGGCUGCCUAUCUUAGUCCUGAGACGAACAAGCAACAAAAAGGAUCAUCGAAAUACAGGCUCUAUGCUGUAUUGGUACAUCUUGGACACAGCUGCAAUUCUGGACAUUACUAUGCCUAUGUAAAGAACUCGGAUGGACAAUGGUAUAUUAUGGAUGAUGAAGAUGUCCAUCCAGUUUCUCUCAAAGAGGUCAUGUCACAACAAGCCUAUAUCUUAUUUUAUGCCAAUGAUACUGGCAAGGUUGCUGCUACUACACCCGCCGCCAAGGAACAAUCGAAUGACACAAAGACCGCCAUUGCACCAUCAAUAUCCACCAAAGAAAAAGAGAACAAUGACGACACACAUGUACAGCAACCCAAUGGCAUUGCUGAGAAACGCAAGGCACGUGAUGAAGAAGAAGAGGAGGAGGUGCAAUCAUCAAAGAAGAAGCUUAAGGAUGAAUUUGAGAAGGGUGAUGAUGUCAUUGCCGAUCGUCCUCAAGAUUGGUUUGUUCGUUCCUCUGCAUUACCCUAUCGAUCGCUUCGUGGUAGAUAUUCACCCGAUACCUAUGGUGCUGCCCUUUCUCAUCCAAGUGCAUGGGUUGUUCGUCCUAUUGAUCAGCCGCUUACCGAUGAUGACCGAAAGAGUUUAGUCACACCUACUCCUCGUACAUGGCGUAAAAAGCCUUCUACAUGGCAUAUUGUAUAA